AGUAGCCAAGAGACGGUCGAAGACCCUACUUUACCAGGCUCUUCAGCGGAAGGGGCUACGAUUAUUCUUACGCCAGAAAACGCUGAGGCCCGACUGGCGUUUAGUGAAGUCGCUGAAUGGCUGCAAGGACAGAGCGAAGAUCCUCAUCUCCAAGCUGCACGACAACACACACGAAAAUGCAUGUGGAUUUCCUCAAAGCAGCAAAAUGAUCGUGAAAUCGGCCGAUUACUUAGAGCAACAUCGGAAAACCUUUCAUCAUCAUCACCAAUCUCAUCGCCACGGGAUCCAAAAUCAUCUUUCCGCUCAAAUAAGUCAGAAGAUAAGAGUCAAGAGCAAUUAAUCUGGAAAGGCCACUACUUCAUAUCGCUUGAUCAACCCCCUCGAAAUCCGUCAAGAGGAUGGGUAGUUGGUUCUUUGAGAGAUGGCCCUCAUUUGAACGAUAUUGUCCUUUGUUUGCGUUCUGGUAACGAAAAGAUGUACAAAGUCCGACGCAAUCAGGCUAUUCUCCAAAUUGAUGAAAUAAGCUUUAUAUAUGUGCAGCCAAUAACCGAAAGAUCCAUCACCAUGGUCAACGGGGAUAAGAUCUCCAGGAAGAGAGUUUUCAACCAGUCAUCUGCUCGCCUGGCGUUCGGCUCUCUCUACUACCGCAUCCAGUAUGCUCGAGGAUCUUACGCCGACGACUACCCCAGCAGAGUCAAACGUUACUUGGACGAGCACCUCCAGAUUCCUAAAACUCUGCUGGAGCUAUCACUGACACCAACGCCAUCUGAAAGCAGCCCCAUCACCAUCGGACAAUGGACUGUUAGCGCAGGCACUGUAGGCAAAGGAGCUUCCGGAAUGGUCAGCAUCGCUUCGAAUGACCAUGGCCAACGUGUUGCUCUGAAGAGAGUGCAGGUUGGGAGAGAUAGGGAGCACACACGGAAAGUCCAGACAAAGCUGGAGACACUCGCUGCAUUAUGCCAGAGGAAGAACGAAAACCGGCUGCUGCGACUUAUCGAAGUUAUCACGGAUGAUGUGAAAUCAGCGAAUAGGAUAGCAGACGUCUGGUUCGUUCAAGAACCAGCUGCUCAGG
Molecule: messenger RNA, 1072 nt
Organism: Fusarium oxysporum Fo47
Lineage: Eukaryota; Fungi; Ascomycota; Sordariomycetes; Hypocreales; Nectriaceae
Exons: 1
Molecular function (GO): ATP binding
Source: RefSeq, a predicted model, not a curated record